Messenger RNA from Parnassius apollo (apollo), 357 nucleotides. NCBI's taxonomy places the organism in Eukaryota, Metazoa, Arthropoda, Insecta, Lepidoptera, Papilionidae. The record is from the annotation of a GenBank genome assembly.
AUGGAGGAAGAUAUAAUUCAAGAAGAUAAUGAGAUUAAUAAUAUUCUACUCGGGAUAAGUAAUGUUGAGGAGUCGGAGAUUUGUUUAGUGGAGAAGAAUACUACACAACAAGAGGAAGAAAUGCUUGAGGACUCUAGUUCUAGAGUUAGUCGUAAUAAGAGACCGCGGGAGGAGGAUGAGGAAGAAGAGUGGAUAGCGUUUGAAAAUGCAGGAAGUGCUGAGGAGUUGAUCAAUUGCAAACCUUUGCAAGAUUUAGGUUGGAGAUGCCAAAAACCACUCGAAGUUGUUAUAUCUUACGGCGUUAUUAAGAAUGUAGAAUUGGACUUGAGUAAAAAAGACAUGUUAGAAGUUAUUUGA